CUUAUAAAUUUUUCAAUAAUAUAUCAUGCGUGGAACCUUGUGCGCCUCGCCCAGUAUCGCUUCGUAUGUGUUGGAUGCUCUUCACACCGUCGUUACAGAAUCAGCUGAUCAGUGAAAUACCGCGCAAUCGUUGUGCGUUUUACAUAAUUGAAGAAGAGGUUAGAGCGGCCAACAUAACCUUACGCGGGUGAACUAUUCCAGAGGAUGACACGGUCAAUGACAGUGUAAUUUCGCAUCGCCCGCAAUUUGUUCAUACGCAUCUAUCGUUAAUUUUGUUUACGUAGUAUCAAAUGUUAGUAUUAAAUGUUAAUCUGUCGAGAAUAAUAAUCAUGUCGAGUAAUGAGACACAUUCGUAGGAGAGGUUAGGUUCUCUGUAUACAAAAGAUAGAAUGACGUUAAUAGCGAAUAUUUUGUACGAUUUGCCCAAGUAGUCACGAUAAAUUAAACACAUUCAACUUAAAUUCAACGAUAAUUCAACAAAUUCAAGUCUACUUCUAUUUAACAAGACUUGCAAGAUGCAUUGUGUACGUAGAAUUCUAAAUGUUACAUAUCAGAAUUCACAAAUAUGCAAUAAAGUGAACAAUGUGAACAGAAUAUGUGAAAGACUAAGAGUAUUGCGACAAAAUACCGCUUAUCGUUUUAAUCACGAUUCUAAGGAAGAGAGCGCAGAGAGCGAAGAGAAGCAGAAUGAAUACACAGAGCUUUCCAACCGUUACAUAGGUACUGCAGCUGGGCACAGGAUAUUUGUUUUGCAACCUUACAUAAAAUGGGGCAGAGACAAGAAGAGAAACACUACACCGGAGCUACAAAUGGCCGAAGCUGUGGCGCUCAUAAAUACUCUACCGUAUUGGUGCGUAGUUGGAUGCAAGUACGCACCGCUGCUCACUUUGGAGAAGAAAGCUUUGCUCGGUACCGGUGCGAUAGAUAACCUGAAGCGGGAUAUACACAAGUGUGAUAACCCCUCGGCGAUAUUCAUCAGUACUAAUCAGUUGAAAUUCGUCCAGAUGGUUCAAUUGGAAAAGAUUUUCGGCUUACCGAUAUAUGAUCGUUACUCCAUAGUUAUUCAUAUAUUCCGCCAGCAUGCAAAGAGCCCAGAGGCGAAGGUGCAGGUAGCCCUAGCGGAAAUACCGUACAUCCGGAAAAAGAUGUUGGAAACAUCCAUAGGCAGCAGUGGCAAGGCUAAUAUAACGGAUAAGAUAAAGCUGAUGCUUAACAAUAGGGAGAGGAAAUUGAAGAAUGACCUGAGCAAGUUACAACAGCAUCGUCAACUUACCAGGAAAAGUCGUCAGAAGACUAAUAUGCCCACGGUCGCUGUGGUCGGCUACACGAACUCUGGUAAGACUUCCUUGAUAAAGGCAUUGACGGACGACCAAUCCCUGCAGCCUGAAAACAAAUUGUUCGCGACUCUUGAUACGACCGCACAUCGAGGUAUGUUACUCAAUAAAUUGAAAGUAAUCUACAUGGAUACUAUCGGAUUCAUUCAAGACGUGCCGGAAACCCUGAUCGAACCGUUCAUAGUGACUCUGGAGGAUGCCAUAAUCGCUGAUGUGAUCAUUCACAUAUACGACGUCAGUCACCCUGAUAUGACGGCGCAGUAUGAGCAUGUUCAAAAUACGAUAAAACCCAUGAUAGGCGAGAAUCGUCUGGUGAUCGACGUCGCCAAUAAAUGCGAUCUAGUUGAGAGCGAUUGCAUACCCAAGGAUGCGAUCGCCGUCUCUGCUACGAAGUUAACAGGAAUCGAUCUGUUGCGUUUGGAGAUAGAAAAGGUCGUGCUGGGCACUGUCGGAUUAUUACGCACACGUGUAAGGGUGGAGAAUGGCAGUGUUGCAGCCAGCUGGCUGUACAAAUGGACAACGGUUAUGAAUGCCAUACCAGACCCAAAUAAUGCUCAAUACUUAAUUAUGGACGUACUCGCUACUUCACGCGAUAUUCAACAGUUCAAGCAAUUUUUAAGACAAUAAAAUUAUUUAUACCACAGUUUAUGCGCAACGAUCCCUUCCCAGAUAGACAUAUUUUGGUGUAUUGUCUGCAUCGUGACU
Dinoponera quadriceps is the source of this 2039-nucleotide messenger RNA. Its product is annotated as putative GTP-binding protein 6. The coding region runs from base 516 to 1961 and encodes 481 amino acids. Gene Ontology annotation, cellular component: cytoplasm. The record is from RefSeq and is a predicted model, not a curated record. Gene Ontology annotation, molecular function: GTP binding; ribosome binding. NCBI's taxonomy places the organism in Eukaryota, Metazoa, Arthropoda, Insecta, Hymenoptera, Formicidae. The transcript is spliced from 4 exons.